This is a messenger RNA of Paramisgurnus dabryanus, 4865 nucleotides long. The record is from RefSeq and is a predicted model, not a curated record. Lineage: Eukaryota; Metazoa; Chordata; Actinopteri; Cypriniformes; Cobitidae.
UGUGACAGCCGCGAGCUGAUCUCAGUCAAGCCUCAGCUGUAAUAGGAUGAGCAGCGCGCGCCUCUGAAUGAACGGUUCAUUGUUCGCUUUAUUCUUUGUGUGCUGUGUUUUGCGGAUCGAUUGGUCAGUGAUCGGAUGUGAUCGGGUAUCAGAUGGAUAUAUCGAUGUGAAGAAGGGGUCAAACAGGGCUGAAGUUCAGAAGUGAUCGUGUGGGACGCGGUGAGCAGGGAAACAUGCGGUCGGGGCUCUUGUUGCUGUAUUUCACACUGGUGCAGAUGGCCGGCGCCGCUUUCCCAGAAGACUCUGAGCCAAUCACUAUUUCACAUGGGAACUACACAAAACAAUAUCCAGCAUUCGUUGGACACAAACCAGGCCGGAAUAACACGCAACGACAUAAACUGGAUAUUCAGCUGAUUGUGAUUAUGAAUCGGACUCUGUAUAUCGCUGCCAGGGAUCACAUUUACACCGUCGACAUCGACACGGCCAACACAGAUGAGAUCUUUUUCAGUAAGAAACUGACGUGGAAGUCCAGACAAGCUGACGUAGACACCUGUAGAAUGAAAGGCAAACACAAGGAUGAAUGCCAUAAUUUCAUCAAAGUUCUCCUCCAGCAGAACGACGACUCUCUGUUUGUGUGUGGAACAAACGCUUUCAACCCUUCCUGUCGAACCUACAAGAUGGACAGCUUGGACGCUCUCGGCGAGGAAAUCAGUGGCAUGGCCCGCUGCCCGUAUGAUGCUAAACAGGCCAAUGUUGCCCUCUUUGCUGAUGGGAAGUUAUAUUCUGCCACCGUCACAGAUUUCCUGGCCAUCGAUGCCGUGAUCUACCGCAGUCUGGGAGACAGUCCAACCCUAAGAACCGUCAAACACGACUCUAAAUGGCUGAAAGAGCCAUACUUUGUUCAGGCGGUGGAUUACGGCAACUUCAUCUACUUCUUCUUUCGGGAAAUCGCCAUGGAAUACAACACUAUGGGAAAGGUGGUUUUCCCGCGCGUGGGACGCGUAUGUAAGAACGACCGCGGCGGAUCUCAGCGCGUCUUGGAGAAACAGUGGACAUCGUUUUUAAAGACGCGACUGAACUGCUCCAUCCCCGGAGACUCGCAUUUCUACUUUAACAUCCUGCAGGCCGUCACUGACGUCAUCCACAUCAACGGACGAGACGUCGUCAUGGCAACCUUCUCCACGCCAUACAACAGUAUCCCAGGCUCGGCCGUCUGUGCGUACGAUAUGACGGAGAUCGCGACGGCCUUCACCGGACGCUUUAAAGAGCAGAAGUCACCUGACUCCACCUGGACUCCAGUUCCUGAGGAGAAGGUGCCCAGACCGAGGCCUGGCGUCUGUGCAGGAUCGUCCUCUGUAGAAAAGUUCAAAGUGUCUAAUGAGUUUCCCGACGAAACGCUCAACUUUAUCAAGAUGCACCCGCUGAUGGACGAGGCUGUGCCCUCCAUCACAAACCGGCCCUGGUUCCUCAAAACCAUGGUUCGAUAUCGUCUCACUCGAAUAGCGGUGGAUAAUGCUGCCGGUCCCCAUCACAACCACACGGUGGUUUUUCUGGGUUCAGAGCGAGGGGUCGUCCUGAAGUUUCUGGCCAAGAUGCGGAGCGGUUUGCUCAAUGACAGCCUGUUUCUGGAGGAGCUGAGCGUCUAUAAUCCUGAGAAGUGCAGCAUUGAUGGAGUGGAGGACAAACGCAUUAUCAGCAUGCAGAUCGACCACAGGAGUCACUCGCUGUUCGUGGCGUUCUCAUCAUGUGUGGUCAGAGUUCCGCUUUCUCGCUGCGAACGACACGGAAAGUGUAAAAAGUCCUGUAUCGCCUCCCGGGACCCUUACUGUGGUUGGAUGUCAGACGGCACUUGCAGAGAAAUCACGUCUGACACAAAAUGGUCUUUUGAGCAGGAUGUGGACCAGGGCAACACAGAUGGACUGGGUGACUGCCAAAAUUCCUUUGUGGCUCUUAAUGCAGGCCUUCUCACCACUGUCCCACCCGCUGCCAGCGGUCCGCUGGGCCGGGGUCGCAUGGUCAAGCCGAAGGACCCUCCCCAGCCUGACGAUAAGAGCGACACGCAGCCCGAGGAUGCGGGGGUCAUCCGAGAGACGUACCAUCGAGAUCGAGAUCAGAUGGUCCCCGUGACCCUUCUGGCCAUUGCCGUCAUCCUCGCCUUCGUGAUGGGUGCCAUCUUCUCAGGCAUUAUUGUCUAUUGCGUGUGCGACCACCGACGGCGUGACUUCGAUCUGCCCGGCCGCAAGGACAAGGACUCCGUUCAUUCCAGACGAGGUUCCAUGAACAGCGUCACCAAGUUGACGGGCCUCUUUGAAACACAAGGCAAAGAUGGCCGCCCCGAGGCCGUUCUCACCCCGCUCAUGCACAACGGGCGUCUGGCCAACGGCAGAACUCUCAUCAAAGCGGACCAGCACCCGGAUCUGAGCGGCCUGCCCACACCGGAGUCCACGCCCCUGCAGCCUCGUCGCAAGUCCAGCCGUGGCAGUCGCGAGUGGGAGAGGAACCAGAACCUGAUCAACGCCUGCACCAAAGACCUGCCCUCCGUGGGCUCUGUGGUCAUCCCAACCGACCUACCGCUGCGGCCGUCACCGGGCCACAUCCCCAGCGUGGUGGUGUUGCCCCUCCCUCAGCACCAGCAGGCUUACCAGCAUGAGUACGUGGAGCAACCUCAUCGGGUGGAUCUCCCAGACGACCGAUCCGCUACGCUCGAGUACAAAACCCUCAAGAGUCCGUGUCAAGGGCUCGGCAUCUCGGACUGCGACGGCGCGCCGCCACGGGUUCCCCAGCGCGAGGCAUCUCUGAGCGCUGCCGUCCCUCCUUCCGUCCCGCAGAUGGGUAAAAGACUGGACGUGCACGGUUCCGUGUACGGCCGCGGCUUCCCCGUGAGCUCAGGCCUCAAGAAACAACACAACACCAACUCGUCCAACUCUUCCCACAUGUCCAGAAACCACAGCUUCCACGUUGACACGCCUCCUCCUGCUCCGCAGAGGGUGGACUCAAUGCACGUCACCUCCCCGCCGAUCCUCGGCCUCUCGCGUCACCUCGGACUGAACUCGUACGCCUCCCUGUCACGCAGACACCUCAAGCCGGAUGUCCCUCCCAAACCGUCACUCGUGUCCCUUUCCACGAAAGUCAAGUCUAGCGACACCUGCACAUAAUCUGUGCGCAUCUGCAGGUUAGACGGUGCAUCUGCUUUGUACAGCUGGAAGCGCAACUCUUUAUUACCUUUCUUUUGAUACAUUUUGCAAUCCGUACACGUCCAGCUCGGACUGACGAGUUCCUGGACGGCAACCCGUAACAUCGGUUUGUGAGGAGCGAUUAGAGAUGGAGACUCUGCCCGGCUGAGGAAGUGAAGCUACGUUGCGUUAUCUGCCAAAAGCACGUCAGUGGGCAGGAAUUACACGACACACCCCGGUUAUCAAGCACUCGGAAACGUCGAGCUCGAACCCGAAGAGCUCCUGGAGUUUACAAUGGAAAGCUGUGAAGAAAUGCCUGUGUCAGUGUUAAUGCGCUACUGGUCAAAGCGAAACAUCUACUGUAACUGUUGACUAAACUAAUAACAGCUUGUAUUUAUUUUUUAAUAAAGUGCUUGGAGAAAGACAGACUCUUUAAGGUUGAAAGUGAGAGAGUACUUUUUACUUUGAAUUAAUCAAUCAAUUAUUUAAAGUCAUUAAACUGGAGCCAGUACUUUUGUCCACUAACGGUGGGUUUGGACGUUGUUAAGUGAAGGCUGGAAGAGUCAGUAUUUAUCAACCUGUGCCAGAAGAGUUUGUGAAGCUCACACAGGAAAAUCUUUUGUCUUACACAUCUGCAUUGAACACUGACGGCUACUGAUCACCAAUCAUCACAAGCAAAGCACUUAGAAGGAGACUCAUUUAUAGCCAACGUGUUUUAUUCACACACACAUUUCAGUUGUUUUUUCUUUCACCUGUAAAUUUGUGCCUUACACCCCGAGUAGUGAAGAGUUGGUUAGCUGUUAACUGUUAUCUUACUGUACUUACGAUAUUAUUUGUUUGUUUGUUCCCCUUGUUUUGACUCGAAAAAUGAAAAAAAUAAUAAUACAACGUAAUUAUAAGAAUGUAGAUGUUGUCAUUGUCAAGUCUAACCACAAAUGAUUCUGUGCUUAAUUUCUCAUUGUGCCAAUGAAACGGCCUCUAGAACGAUGUGAUUUGAUUUCCAUUUUUCUUUUUUACUUUUUAAGAUGGAUGUUUUUACACUGUUUAGUGGAUGAAUUGAUGUUUAUCCUCUCUUUAUCUGGCUGUUUAUAAGGCAAUAAGAUAAAAGAUGACGUCUCUCCCAAACACACACACACACACUUUCUAAUGUAUUUGAGAAACAGAAUUUGUAGGCAGUGAAUACAGGCUGGCUCCUGUGUAGACAUGCACUCGAAUAAUAUUAGAAAAUAUAUUAAUGUUAUCAAUGUUUGUGACAGAUUCCCAUUAAUAUAAUUUUCUAGCUCUAUAUCAUUGUAAUGUAAUAUGACGGAUUUGUUAUUUAACUAUUUUGACACGUUUUAUUAAACACUCCACGUGCCGUAAUCUAGUGCACGUCAUCUGACUCUGUGUAGAUAAUUGAAUUCACGUGUCGAUUGCAGCUACGUUUAAAACUUUUGUUUCAAUCCGUCUGAAUAUUCCCAUAAACUCCCGCUGUGUUUCUCACACGGUUCGUCCUGAGAUCGAAUCUCAUCUGUGGACGUAGAUUUUUGUGCUGGUGCCUUUCGGCGGUGGUCCUCAACUUGUUUGAGUUUGUGUGAAUUUGUGUGAUGUUGUUUUGUCACAAGGUUUCUCUGGAUCUCUUCUACAUCUGAUUCAUUCACAGCUAAAUGUUGUAAAGAAAUUCUCUUUAAUAAAUGGAAAAGUAAUGAUUCA